Molecule: messenger RNA, 2510 nt
Organism: Lucilia sericata (common green bottle fly)
Lineage: Eukaryota; Metazoa; Arthropoda; Insecta; Diptera; Calliphoridae
Source: RefSeq, a predicted model, not a curated record
AUGGUUAGCAAAAAUGAUGAUAACUGUUCUGACAUCAAUGUGGUCAAGGAACGCCCAGUUUUUAUACCGCCACGUAAACGUCAAACGAAUAAAAAAACAAAUGGAACAAAUUAUGUAGAUCAUAUUGCCAAUGUACAGAAUCGCCAAAAACUCUCACCAUCCAAUAAUGUCCUGGAAGAGGAUCUUCUAAAUACGAAACUUUUGCUGAAAAACAAACAACCACUGCCUCAAAUACCACUGAAAAAUCCCGAUGAUAAAUCCAUUAAGUCACCCAAAUCUGCACAAUCGGUAGACAAUAUCUAUGUGGACGAUAAUGAGCUCAACAAUUUCGAAUCUGUAUCGCAAGGAACCAAAUCCACUAAUCGUCAUGAAUCUUCAACCGUAACACCCUCUAGUUAUUCGGAAAGUAGUCUAGAUGUUAAGCUCAGCAAAUCACACGAUUGUCUUAGUAAUCGUUCGGGUUCUAAGAAACGUGUUAACAUACGCACUGAUCUGGCACAAUUGCGUAGUGCACGCAAUUCACCAGAUCAAACCAACUAUGAGGAUUUAGAGUCGGGAGAAACUAGCGUUUUAAAUACCUACGAUCAGUCUUUGGAACGUUAUCACACUAAGAAAACAGCAGAUAAUGGCAACUAUUUAACCAUGACGGGCACUAUAAAGCGUGGCAAGAAAAAGGGUCAAAGUUUUGAUUUACAAUUGAAUAUCAGUCGUGAUGAGUUGGAAAAAAUCAAUGCGGUGGCCAUUAAAAUGGAGGCUAAAGAGAAUAAAAAAUGUUGCAAGUGUUCUUUGAGUACAGGUUUGCAUAUUUUACUAUGGUCCCUAAUAUGUCUACCCUUUGUUACCCUUAUAACCAGUAUUUAUUCCUUCUAUAUUGGCACCAUUACCUGGUAUAAUGUUUUCAAUUAUAUGCAUGAGGAAAAAUCCAUUUUAAUUAGACUUUUAAUGUCUCCCUUACUGGUGGCAGCCUAUCCCAUAUAUAUCAUAUGCUGUAGUCUGGGUUUGGGUUUGUAUGCGGGGUUUGUGCAAAUAAGUUUCACCUUCUCCGCCUGGUGCAAUGAAAUAGCCGAUAUGGAAAAGGGUUUUUAUGGUUGGCUUUGCUCAUUUUUACAUUUAUCCGAUUGCAGUCCCUACGAAGUGGUGAUAUUGACUGAUAUUAGAGAGGAACUAACACAGCCGGCGCCACGUUUGGAAAUACAAACCUCCAAUGAGGAGUUAACUCUUUAAAGCAAGCAACCAAUGUAAAUCUAUAUAACCGUCAUAAAACAAGAAUAUAUAACAGAGUAAUCUAAAACAAGGGGUGAUAUAUGUGAUUAAUUUGUUUAAGGUUUGUUUUUUUUCAUUUCAAUAUUAGUACUUCCGAUUCAGGCAACAGACAUAUAAAAAGUUAAAACUUGUAUAAAUGGCGGUUUCUUUUUUAUAUAUAUAGAAGAUGAAGGAAAAAAAAACAAAAAUCAAUGUGUGAUAUAACCAGAAAUUUAAAAAAUUUAUUAUAAAAAUACCUAUAUCCCAAAAGCAAAAACAAAUUGUUGAAAAAAAAAACUCCCUUAAGAAUCAAAGAUAAAGCAUUUCACAAAAUAAUAAAUUCCUUAAAUAGUAAAACAAUUUAAAGUAGAAAUUUCUCUUUAAACAAAACACUGAACAAACAUAUAUUUAUACUUUUAAAACCCAACAAAUCCAAUAAUAUAUAUAUAAACGAGUUUUAUUCUAAAUUAUCUAUAUAUCAUUUGAAAGCUUAGCUAAACAAUUUUUCCAUAAAUAACUAAAACCACUUAUAUAUAAUAAAAUAUUUUUUAAUAUAAAAAUACAUUUUGUAUAUAAGGAAUCUAAGUUUUUUUUUAGAGAUAACUCAGUUUUUUAAAAAUUAAGUUAAAAUUUUUAAGUAUUAUAUGUAGUUUAUAAUAGUUUUAAAAAUGGUCUACUAAGAGAAACUCGUAAAUUAAAAAAAUUGAUCAGAUUUUGGAAUUCCUUCAUUACAUUUGGUUUUCGAGAUACCAUGACUUAUGUGCGAAUACACGCACCCAGAAUAAAAUUUGUUUAACCCAGAGAAUAAUGAACGCACUUCUUAAAGAUUGAGCUCUGCUUAAUCUUAAUCUGAUUUUAGAACUUCUUCAUCACAUCUGAUAUUUGAGAUAUCAUAACCUAAAGAUUGAAAACCCCCAGUUUUUGGACAUCAAAAUUUAGGUAAAAAUAACUAGAAGAAGCAUGAAGUUACAACAGAUGUUAAACCCUUAUUUUAAAGUAGAUAGCUUCAACUUUCAGAUUAUAUAACAAAUCUUAUAAAUAAAGGUGUAUUCGCGCAGUUAUACAGUCUCAAAUUAUUAGAUCUCUUUAUUAUUUAUAGUUUUAUGAAUAUUUCAAGAAUAAUGGUAACACAGUCCAACAAUUGUUUUUAACCCAAAGGACAAAGUACCCACUUCUGAAGGAUUGAGAACUGCUUAAUCAGAAUCUGAUUUUAGAAUUUCUUUAUUGCAUCAGGUUUUCGAGAUAUCAUGAUGACCUAAAGAAUGAAA